Messenger RNA from Tetrahymena thermophila SB210, 900 nucleotides. RefSeq names its product nucleotidyltransferase. The transcript has a single exon. Lineage: Eukaryota; Ciliophora; Oligohymenophorea; Hymenostomatida; Tetrahymenidae. The record is from RefSeq and is a predicted model, not a curated record.
AUGGAAGAAUAAAAGUUGCCUUUUGAAGAAGAAGUGAAAAAGCUAAUUGCAUCUCUCGAAUAGGAGUUUGCAGAGCAUAAUAUUAGGUUCAUAUUUGUAGUAGCAGUUGGAAGCAGAUUAAAUUAAACAUAUCAUGAAAAUUCAAAUCUAAAUAUCAGAGGAUUUUAUGUUGGUAAUAAAGAUUCCUACUUAAGUGUAAUGAGACCACCAAAGGAAAUAAAAAUAAAUAAAGACAUUAAAAAACAAAAUUAAGAUAGCUUUUAUAUUGAUUACGAGUUUAUGGAUAUUAAAAGAUUACUAUUUGGAGCAAGUUAACCAGAUAAGUAGGUUCAUGAUUCCAAUUUAUGGUUUUACAGUAAUAUUGUAUACAUUAACUAAAUUGAACCUUAAGUCUUUUAGUAAAUAAGGGGUAAACUAUCAUUUCCUCAAGCCUCUAUAAUAGGAAGGCUUAUUCAAUAUUCAAAAGUUUUUCCUAACCUAACUGAGCUGAAUGUAAAAGAAGUUUACUAUUCUUUAAUUUCUACAAUCCAAGCUUAUUUCUAUAUUGUAAAUGGAAAAUAAAAGCUACUAUUUCCUGAUAAUAAUUUAUACACAGUAUUAAAUAAUAUUAAAACUAACUUCAGUGAAGAAGAAAAGCUGGCAACAACCCUGGAAAAUUUGCUAAAAAAAUAUACUAAUUUAAAACAGCAAUAAAUAAAAGCAACGAAUAAAGAAGCUGAUGAGAACUUUUUCAUUGAAUACCUUAAAUAAAUUGUUGAAAAGAAUAAACCUCUUCAGAAAAAAUAAGCAGAGCUUGUUGAAAAAGAUCUUAAACCCUAAAUAGAAGAAUAAGAAUGUAACAAUUUAUUCAAAAUGAUAUUUUCAAGACAUGAUGAUUAUAAAUUGAUUUCUUCUAAUUGA